UUCUUUUACUCAUUUUUCUAUCGAAAAACUAUUUUGAUCUUUCACAACUACGGAGGGUAGGGGAAAAGUGUUGAUCAAAAUGCGUUACCCUCUUGCCACACAAUCGGUAUCGGUUGAAAUGCGUUACCCACAUUAGCAUCAGAGUAAAUUUUCGAGGAAGCUCUAGAUAUGAUUAGAGAGGAAAUACGAAGUAAAAUCGUUAUCUCAUAAUAAUUCUUAGAGGUUAUAUUUUUAACUCUGCAUACUUCAAUUCAUCUACAAUAUUUACAUUUAUAUUUUGUCUAAAACUGCGCCAUUAUAAAAGGCUUUUGAAUUGUUAUUUUAAGUAUAAUUCCCCCAUAAUCGAUGGAACAUGACAGGCUUUCAUCAAAACGUAGCGGUAAUUAAAAAAAAACAGAGUUUAGUUAGUUAGUUUUAUCCAUACUUGUGAAAUAAUUAAUUAAACUGCACGUGUUCUUGAACCCGCCAUUUUGCCGAUUAUAACCAGUGGUAAUUUAGACUUCUAAUUUCGUUGGAUUAUCGCUAAUAUUUUGUAGUUUAAUGCGCUUUCGUUUAACAAGACAAUUUAUUCCUAUUAACAUGAUUAAAUAAAUUAUUUGAUCGAUAUUAUAUUUAAAAUAUCAUUUUUAUUUCCCUUGAUGCAGUUGAUCCCUGUAAAAGAAACAUAAAUGCUCUUAGUUAUCGAUCAACCUCUUUAGUGUGAUGUGUGUUUAGUUAAGGUUAGGUUAUAAGUGUAUCUAAAAUGAGUGUUAAAUUCAUCAAUAUUAAGUGAGUAGUGUUUAUUAGUAUAGUUUUCAAAUCUUUUACUAUUUUCCUAUAAUAAUUUGCUGAUAGAUUCAUAAAAUUACCACAUUACAGUACUUUAUAAUUUCCUAACGAAAUGGCGGGGAAGUUAGCAAGAAUGACUCGUAAAAAAUGAUUUUGCUACUAUAUAAUUGUUUCUGGUUUGUUUAUCAAAUCUUUAAAUGACGUCUUUUGUCCUAUUUACAUUGCAUUUAGAUCGAAUGACCAUUUUAGUUAAUUUUGCAAGAUUUCCUCAUGCAUAAACACAUUAUUUCAUUGUUUAACUUUAAAAUUUGUUAAUUUGAAUCGACCGUGUAAUUGAUAGAAACAAAGAAAUUGUUUGUCUUUUAAAUUUUUGAUAACAAUUGUAAUUGUUAACCUUUUAUUCAAUAGCGCGUGUGGGUUUCGAACGGUCGUGUUAGUCCUGGGAGUUAUAAUCGUUAAUCAUCUUUGAUACAUCACGAAUUGCAUUAAUUUAUUAUUUUUUAUUUGUUUUUAAUCACAAUGAAAGAAAGUGUUUUCAUAAUAUCUAACACCAAAUGUUAUUGACUUGAAUUAUUAUCAAUAGUGAUAGACGUCCUUUUUGUGAGUUGAUAUGUCGAUAAAAAUCGAAAAAAGUUUAGAUAACGUGCCUUACAUCCAAUUGGGCUCGCAUCAAUUACGAUUAGAUUUAGAAGAUUUAACGCCGGAAGAAAAGCAAAGAGCUGAGCAAGAAUUGAGAGAAACGCCGGAAAAUGUGAAAUAUGCAUUAGAAAAACUCAAGGAAUUGUUAGGAGAUGAACCAGAUUUUUACGUACCAAUCGACGACGACAAAUUCCUUACAAAAUUUCUGAGGCCGUGUCGAUUUAUUCCCGAAAGUGCUUUCAGAAUCAUGAGAAAAUACUACGGGUUCAAAAUAAAGUAUCCUAAAUUUAGUUGCAACAUCACUCCAGCUGGUAUCAGACAUGUUUUCGACAAAGAAAUUUUUAAAAUGCUACCAACAAGAACGUCUAACGGCUGCAGAAUCAUGAUCGUCAGCUUAGAAAAAUGGGACCCUAAACAAGUGAAAUUGGAAGAUCUGUUUAAAGCUGUAAUGGUAGCUAUGGAAAUCGCCAUGUUAGAACCGAAAACUCAAUGUGGUGGUGUCGAAAUUAUUCUGGAUACUAAAGGGUUAGCGUUAAUUCACAUUUAUCAGAUCACCCCUACGCUAGCAAAAAUUAUUUUAGAAUGGAUACAGGAAUGUUGUGCUGUAAGGCUGAAAGGAAUUCAUGUUAUAAAUCAACCGUUAAUAUUCAACAUGGGUUAUAAGAUAUUUAAACCAUUCUUAGGGGAGAGAUUAAAAAAAGCGUUGUUUUUCCAUGGACAUAAUGCUGAAAAUUUAUUAAAACGAAUUUCCCCGGAAAGUUUACCCCCAAAAUACGGUGGUACUGCUGAUAUUCCAGAAUAUCCAGGAUCUUUAUUUUCUGACAUGCUUUUCUAUUACGAAAAAAAUUUUGAAGAAUAUAAUACUUAUGGAUAUAAGGAAGAUACAAAAACAGUACAAAAAUUUAAUGAUACUAAAGAGGAAAUAAGUGUAACAUGCCAUUAACGUGAGGAACUAAAACAAAUCUUAAGUUCACUAUGUAUUUUAAAAUUCAUAGAUCGAUUUUGUGGAAUAUAUGUUUUUAUUUUUUAAUAAAAAUUCUCAUUUACUAAA
Diorhabda carinulata is the source of this 2458-nucleotide messenger RNA. RefSeq names its product alpha-tocopherol transfer protein-like. The transcript has 7 exons. Gene Ontology annotation, cellular component: membrane. The record is from RefSeq and is a predicted model, not a curated record. Lineage: Eukaryota; Metazoa; Arthropoda; Insecta; Coleoptera; Chrysomelidae. Bases 1379 to 2350 code for a protein of 323 amino acids. Gene Ontology annotation, molecular function: phosphatidylinositol bisphosphate binding.